Molecule: messenger RNA, 1038 nt
Organism: Chaetura pelagica (chimney swift)
Lineage: Eukaryota; Metazoa; Chordata; Aves; Apodiformes; Apodidae
Gene: ACR
Product: acrosin
Exons: 7
Coding region: 1-1038 (345 amino acids)
Biological process (GO): acrosome reaction; proteolysis
Molecular function (GO): protein binding; serine-type endopeptidase activity
Source: RefSeq, a predicted model, not a curated record
AUGGCUGUGCUCCUGCUCCUUGUCCUGCUGGCCCUGGGCUGGCCCGUGCACAGCAUGGAGGACAACUGUGGAAUCUGCGGGCUCAGGCCCUUGGCGACCGACUCCAAGCAACGCAUCGUGGGUGGCACCGAAGCACGGACGGGGGCCUGGCCCUGGAUGGUCAGCAUUCAGGACCGCUAUAGCUCAGGCUCGGGGCACGAAUGUGGAGGGUCCCUCAUCAGCCCACAGUGGGUCCUCACAGCAGCCCACUGCUUUUGGAAGAAGAGGGCCCUUGACAUAUGGCGCGUGGUGAUCGGGGCCACCAACUUGUUUCAGCGGGACAUUGAGUUUGAGGUGCGCAACAUCACCCACAUCGAGUUCCACGAGGACUUCCACAACCUCACCAUGGAAAAUGACAUCGCCCUGGUGGAGCUGAGCAGUCCUGUCCAGUGCACCCCCUACAUCCAGCUGGCCUGUCUGCCCGAUAUGACAGUCAGAGUGUCAGAGCUGAAAAACUGCUACAUCAGUGGCUGGGGUCACUCCAGAGCCAAAUCUGCAAAGACCCCUGGAUCCCUGCAGGAGGCCAAGGUGAAUCUAAUUGAUACCCAGCUCUGUAACAGCACUGAGUGGUACAGAGGGGAAGUCCACACCCACAAUCUGUGUGCUGGCUACGAACAGGGUGGCAUCGACACCUGCCAGGGGGACAGCGGGGGCCCUCUGGUCUGCAGAGAGUCUGAGGAAGACUUAUUCUGGCUGGUGGGAGUGACCAGCUGGGGGAGAGGCUGUGCCAGAGUGAGACAGCCCGGGAUUUACACCUCCACUCAGUACUUCUACGACUGGAUCCUGAUAGAAGACAUCAACCUUCCAAAUGUUGCCCAGCACCUUUUAACUUCACCUGAAGUCACACCAGUUGUCAGGUCUCGGAAAUACAACAAUGACUGGUGGAUAGGAAGGCUGGUGAAGGAGGGCUGCGAGAUCGGCUUCAUCCCAAGCCCGCUCAGGCUGGAGAACAUCCGCAUUCAACAGGAGCAGAAGAGAGGACGUUUCCAUGGAGGGUGA